Molecule: messenger RNA, 1270 nt
Organism: Penaeus vannamei (Pacific white shrimp)
Lineage: Eukaryota; Metazoa; Arthropoda; Malacostraca; Decapoda; Penaeidae
Product: glutamate receptor ionotropic, delta-2
Cellular component (GO): membrane
Molecular function (GO): ligand-gated monoatomic ion channel activity
Source: RefSeq, a predicted model, not a curated record
GCAUGACUUGCUUCAUGAUGAACCCCGAGAGAGCCUCCGCGGUUGCCUUCGUCGACACUAUGUCCUUCAUGAAGGCGAGGAUUCUGGCCGGAAAGGGAAGCCCCGAGAUGAAUCCCAUGGGCUUCUUGUACCCGCUCAGCCCCACGCUUUGGGCGGUCCUGUUUGCCACGCUCCUCGCUGUGUGGGCGGCGACGCUUGUGCUGAGGAGCCCCGCCAGAGGCUCGAGGUGGUACGGCAGGGCUCUACAUCUGCUCUACAGCCACUUCAGUACACUCCUGCAGCAAGACGUGGGCAUCAGUUUCGUCCGUGCAGUGGAUCGGUUUGUUGUUGGUAGUUGGAUGCUGGUUGCCAUGGUGAUCAUUUGGGCUUAUGGUUGCAACCUGGUGUCUCUUCUGGCUGCCAGAAAUAUCCCUCAGUCUAUCCAGAAUCUACAAGACCUCGUGGACACGGAUAUCCAGGUUCUGCUGAGGCCUAAUACUGCUCUCUCUGCCUAUUUGGAACAACGCGCUGAAUUCGGCGCCUUUGAGGACCGCGUAGUUCAUAUCGGCUUCUCCGACUACGUGCCCACGCUUGAGGACAUACGUCGGGGCACCCACGUGCACAUCACGGUGGAGAUGUUGUGCAGUGAGCUGAUGUCUCAAGAUUUCUCGAAGUCUGGCCGUUGUGACUUUUACCAGAGUCGAGACGCCUUCAUGGCCAAUCCUAUGAGCAUGAUUGUGCAGCGCGGGAGUCCGCUUUUGCCUGCCAUCAACCACAGAAUUCGCAGAGUGUUGUCUGCUGGUCUCUUCGACUACUGGGUAAGCAACACCAUCCCCAACGUCACGAGGUGUAGCCACUCCCCGUCUACCAUCACAGUGAUGGAACCUCUCACUAUCACCGCUGUAUCGGGGAUGUUCGCAGUCUGGGCCAGCGGACUGGUGCUGUCGCUCAUCGCCUUCUGCAUGGAAAUCCUCGUGGCUAACGCCCUUUCACGCCCAUAGGCGGACUAAGAGUAAUUAUCUAUGUCACCCAGUCUUAUACCAUAAGGACAAUGAAACCGCAUGAAACAUUAUAUUAGGUAUCAGUAAGAUGUAGGAAACCGAUCAUUCAUAUAUCUGCUAAUUAUUUUACCUAUAUAAUCUAGUUUGUGAGAGAAGCCGUGCAUGUCAGCCACCAAGAAGUGAAUCUAAUUUGACUGAUUUUAUGGACAUUAUAAGCUAGAUCUAUUUCACACCAUAUUUACUCACCAAAAUCUCUUGUUCUGAACUGAAUACGUAUUCACAUUACUCAA